GGGCGCGGGCGGCUCGGGCUCGGUUCUGCCUCCCUCCAUUCCCCGGCAUCGCGGCGGGCUCGGGCGGCGGCAGGAUGGCGGCUGGGCUCCUGCCCCUGCUCCCGCUGCUGCUGCUGCUACCGGGCCGGGGGCCGCCGGGGGCCCUGGGCAACCGGCACGCCGUGCACUGGAACAGCUCCAACCCGCACCUGCGACGGGAGGGCUACACGGUGCAGGUGAACGUCAACGACUACCUGGACAUCUACUGCCCUCACUACAACGCCUCGGUGCCCGAGCACCGGCUGGAGCAGUACGUGCUCUACAUGGUGAACGCGGAGGGCUACCGCACCUGCAACACCAGCCAGGGCUUCAAGCGCUGGGAGUGCAACCGGCCCCACGCACCGCACAGCCCCAUCAAGUUCUCGGAGAAGUUCCAGCGCUACAGCGCCUUCUCGCUGGGCUACGAGUUCCGUGCGGGCCAGGAGUACUACUACAUAUCCACGCCGACGCACAACCACCGCCGGGCCUGCCUGAAGAUGAAGGUGUUUGUCUGCUGCGCCUCCACCUCGCACUCCGGGGAGAAGCUGGCGCCCACCCUGCCCCAGUUCACCCUGCGGCCCGAGGUGAAGAUCGAGGACCUGGAAAACUUCAACCCGGAGAUGCCCAAGCUGGAGAAGAGCAUCAGCGGCACCAGCCCCAAGCGGGAACAUUUGCCCCUGGCCGUGGCCGCCGCGCUCUUCCUCAUGACGCUCUUGGCCUCGUAGCUCCCGGUGCCCGCGGGGGCCCGGCCAGCGCCGCUGUGCCCCCCUCCGUCUGCUGCCCCUCGUGAGAGCCUCGGAAGCACGGCGAG
Messenger RNA from Melozone crissalis (California towhee), 829 nucleotides. It is a transcript of the gene EFNA3, whose product is annotated as ephrin A3. The record is from RefSeq and is a predicted model, not a curated record. Bases 75 to 743 code for a protein of 222 amino acids. Gene Ontology annotation, cellular component: plasma membrane. Gene Ontology annotation, biological process: ephrin receptor signaling pathway; axon guidance. NCBI's taxonomy places the organism in Eukaryota, Metazoa, Chordata, Aves, Passeriformes, Passerellidae. Gene Ontology annotation, molecular function: ephrin receptor binding. The transcript has 5 exons.